CCAACUUUUACCCCUCCAUAGUCCUUCAGCAGCGUGAAUAGGAAAAGAGACAACAUCGGAACCUUCAGCCAAUCUGGAUUUUCAUACGUCAAAUUAAUUACGUGCUCAAUAUGGAGAACAAAACGAAGCCUCAUGUGGUUUCAUCCGAGCCACUGGAGAUUGGAGAUGCCAAAUGGAUGACGUUGGUCAAAAUUAAGUACAGAGACAUGGAUGGUAAAGACCGCGUCUGGGAAGGAGUAGAGAGGAAGACACGCGCGGCAGGCAGCUCAGUCGACGCAGUCCAUAUUGUUGCCGUGUUAAAGAAAGAAACUGGCCCAGAGCUUCUGCUCCAGCGACAGUUCCGCCCGGCUGUGGGCAAAAUCUGCAUCGAAUUUCCCGCUGGACUGCUUGACAAAGGCGAAACCGUGGAACAGUGCGCGAUCCGCGAACUCGCAGAAGAGACAGGCUACGUCGGGAUCAUCAAGCCGGAUUCGUAUGGGAACCGCCCAAAGCUUUUCGGCGCCCCUGGUUUCUCCAAUUCCUGCUCUGUCAUGGUCCAUGUUGAUAUAAACAUGCAAGCAGAGGAAAAUCGCAACCCCAAGCCGCGCUUGGAAGAAGGAGAAUUCAUCGAGUGUUUCUCACUGCCCUUGACCAUCCUUUACGUCGAAUGUAGGAGGCUAGAGGCCGAAGGCUAUGCUAUCGACGGAAAGCUCGGGGCUUUAAUAGAAGGCUUUCAAAUGUCCCAGAUGUGGCGGGCGUAACACCGAAUGAUUGGACUAAGCAGCUUUCAGAGCUCUUUAUCACAUCACAAAGAUGGCCAGCGUUCUGAAGUCGUGUUGACAGGAAUGGUCCCUCUGAUAUAAUCACGCAUAUCUAGGUCACGGGGUGUGAACUUUUCUGUUAUAUCAGCCAGCUUACUUGUAUACGGGCCUUGAUAGACAGAUUUCUCUUAGGAAAGGCCCGAGCCAGUCUCUCUCGACGAUACGAAGGCUGCGCGACGAAUGAUUUAGUGAUGAUGGUGGAUCAUGAGGACGGGAUUUGCGAUGUGCCGAACCAUGCGGAUCGAAAAUUUGUCAAAAGUCUCUUGACGCGAAGAGCCCUGUCCAGUUUAAUUACAUGCUCGAAGGGGUUCACAUUGGUCACAUCAGAAGCAUAAUUGCGUAGACU
Colletotrichum acutatum is the source of this 1146-nucleotide messenger RNA. Its product is annotated as ADP-ribose pyrophosphatase. The transcript has 5 exons. Gene Ontology annotation, biological process: nucleoside phosphate metabolic process; ribose phosphate metabolic process. The record is from RefSeq and is a predicted model, not a curated record. Bases 111 to 740 code for a protein of 209 amino acids. Gene Ontology annotation, cellular component: nucleus; cytosol. NCBI's taxonomy places the organism in Eukaryota, Fungi, Ascomycota, Sordariomycetes, Glomerellales, Glomerellaceae. Gene Ontology annotation, molecular function: ADP-ribose diphosphatase activity.